AUGGGGCCUUGUUGUGCCCUAUGGGCAGUGCUCACCCUGCUGAAAGGCCUGAAGGGCCAGACCUCAAACACCCAGCCAGGCGUUCCCUCCGUGUUACGGAGCUUCCAGGAAGACCAGUUCCAGGGGGAAUGGUUUGUGGUUGGCCUGGCGGGCAGCACCCACAGGAAGAUGGACAGGUUCCUGCUGACCCCAUUCACUGCAGUGUUCGAGCAAAAUAAGAACAGCCACCUUGAAGUGUCAUAUGCCAUGACCCGGGGCCACCGCUGUGUCUCCUGGUCGUACGUGCUGAUUCCGGCGGCAAAGCCUGGGGGAUUCUCGGUGGAGAGCAGGGAGGAGCCCGAGGAGGUCCAGGUGUACGACACUGACUACAGCGUGUUCGCUCUGAUGCUGUUCAGAAGACAGUCCAGCGGCCAGAGCGUCGUCAGGGUCAACCUGCUAUGCAGGAUGUGGACGGUCCAGACCAUGGUGCUGGACAAAUUUGUCUGCCUGCUGCAAGCGUUGGGCCUGUCGGACGACAACGUCGUCUUCCCAGACCUGACAGGUAACGGGCCCUCGGGCAGCCGCAGGGGUCGGCACCUGGCACAGGCCCGCACCCGGCAUGGGCCCGCCCAUGGCCCUCGAGAGCCCUACGGGAGCCCAUGGGGGAGUGCCUUCGGCAACCUCCAGUCUCCUCAGGAGUGCGUCUUCGCCGGUCACUGCGGGUCCCUGCGGGUCCCCUCCGUCCUGCCCGUGUGGCCCCCAGCGACACGAGUUCACAGACCCCUCCACCUCCCCAGUCCCCAGAGCCCUGGAGCUGCCAUGAGGGGUGCAGCGGGGGCCCCGGAAGAGAAGCAGUCUAGACACAGGGAGAGCGGCCCCCCGGGAGGGACGGCCAGCAAGGCCAAGCGACCCUUUGGGGCCCCACGUCUGCACCUGAGCCUGCUGGGGGCUUGA
Molecule: messenger RNA, 933 nt
Organism: Enhydra lutris kenyoni (northern sea otter)
Lineage: Eukaryota; Metazoa; Chordata; Mammalia; Carnivora; Mustelidae
Product: lipocalin 12
Exons: 7
Coding region: 1-933 (310 amino acids)
Molecular function (GO): small molecule binding
Source: RefSeq, a predicted model, not a curated record